Messenger RNA from Polistes canadensis, 969 nucleotides. RefSeq names its product platelet binding protein GspB-like. The record is from RefSeq and is a predicted model, not a curated record. Bases 1 to 969 code for a protein of 322 amino acids. The transcript has 3 exons. Lineage: Eukaryota; Metazoa; Arthropoda; Insecta; Hymenoptera; Vespidae.
AUGCUACAGCAACUGAACUUGCAUCUUAAACUGCAAUGCAACUGCAAAUGUAACGGCAACUCUUUAACUGCAACAGCACAUGCAACUGCAGCUGCACAUACCAAAGCAACUGCAAUUGCAAUUGAAACUGUAAAUAAAACUGCUCAUGCCACUGCAACUGCAAAUUCAACUGCACAUGAAAAGGUAACUGCACAUGAAACUGCAACUUCACAUUCAACUGACAUUUCUAAUGCAACUGUAGCUGCACGUGGAACUUUACAUGCAACUGCUAAUAUAACCCUUUUGCUUUGGGCGCUGCUUAUAAGCGGCGCGCACAGUAUGACCUCAAAAGCAAAUGCAACUUUGCAGGAAACCGCAACUGCGACUGCCACCGCAAAUGCAACUGCAACUAAAAUAGUAUCUGCUACUGCAACUACAACUGCACAUGUUACUGCAAUUACACAUGCAUCUGCAACUGCUACUGCUACUAAGACUGCACAUGCAAGUAAUACUGUAUCCGUAUCUAAACUUACCACUUCACAUUUAAAUGAAACUGUACAUGAGACUUCAACAGUACAGGAAAAUGAUACUGUACAUUUGACUGCUAAUAGUAAUAGAACUGCAAAUGGAACUACAACUAAAACACUAUCUAUAACUGCAACUGUAACUGCACAUGUAAAUUCAAUUACUUAUGCAUCUGCUAUUGCACAUACUACGGCAACUGUAAUUGUAACGGCAACUGUAACUUUAACUGCUUAUGCAACGGCAACUGCAUUUUUACAUAAUACUGCAACAGCAACUGCAACUACAUCUGCGACUGGAACUGCAACUGUACAUUUCUCUGUAAAUGCAACAGCAACGGACACUGCACAUGCAACUGCAAGUGAAAAAGCAAUUGCAACUGCAACUGUAACAGCAAAUGCAGCUGUAACUGCAAAUAAAACUGCACCUGCAACUGCACAUGCAAUCAAACUGCACAUGCAACAGUAA